Coregonus sp. 'balchen' is the source of this 12368-nucleotide messenger RNA. Lineage: Eukaryota; Metazoa; Chordata; Actinopteri; Salmoniformes; Salmonidae. The record is from the annotation of a GenBank genome assembly.
AUGAAUGUAAGGAGUAGUGUUUAUAGUAGCUUUCAUUGGUAUAGGGCAGACUAGGCUAAGUCGUCUUGUGUAUUGUUUUAUUUAGAUGGAUUCCAGUGACAAAGCCUCUUCUGAGACAAUGAUGCAUUGUUUUCCAUCAUGGCUCACUGAUAAUUGCUCAGAUAGCCAUUUGUGGCUCAGCACAAGUGUUAAUUAGGCUAAGUAGCCAGCCUACAGUACUUGCGUGUAGCCUGUUGUGCCUCUAGUUAUUUUUGUUGUCUCCAAUUUAAUUAAAUUUUUUAUUUCACCUUUAUUUAACCAGGUAAACCAGUUGAGAACAAGUUCUCAUUUACAACUGCGACCUGGCCAAGAUAAAGCAAAGCAGUGCGAUAAAAAAACAACAACACAGAGUUACAUAUGGGGUAAACAAAACAUAAAGUCAAAGAAUACAACAGAAAAUAUAUAUACAGUGUGUGCAAAUGUAGCAAGUUAUGGAGGUAAGGCAAUACAUAGGCCAUAGUGCAAAAAUAAUUACAAUUUAGUAAAAUAAUUACAAUUUAGUAUUAACACUGGAAUGAUAGAUGUGCAAGAGAUUAUGUGCAAAUAGUGAUACUGGGGUGCAAAUGAGCAAAAUAAAAAACAAUAUGGGGAUGAGGUAGUUGGGUGGGCUAAUUUCAGAUGGGCUGUGUACAGGUGCAGUGAUCGGUAAGGUGCUCUGACAACUGAUGCUUAAAGUUAGUGAGGGAGAUAAGUCUCCAGCUUCAGAGAUUUUUGCAGUUCGUUCCAGUCAUUGGCAGCAGAGAACUGGAAGGAAUGGCGGCCAAAGGAGGUGUUGGCUUUGGGGAUGACUAGUGAGAUAUACCUGCUGGAGCGCAUACUACGGGUGGGUGUUGCUAUGGUGACCAAUGAGCUAAGAUAAGGCAGGGAUUUGCCUAGCAGUGAUUUAUAGAUGACCUGGAGCCAGUGGGUUUGGCGACGAAUAUGUAGUGAGGACCAGCCAACAAGAGCGUACAGGUUACAGUGGUGAGUAGUAUAUGGGGCUUUGGUGACAAAACGGAUGGCACUGUGAUAGACUACAUCCAGUUUGCUGAGUAGAGUGUUAGAGGCUAUUUUGUAAAUGACAUCGCCGAAGUCAAGUAUCGGUAGAGCAUCCCUCUAUCUCCCAUGAGAGAGCAUCCCUCUAUCCUCACUGCUUGCUCGCACACUGGUUAUAUCAGUCUGUGUAAGCUAGUGGAAAAACAACCAUCUAGAGAUGUUGGAGUUGUACCAGGCAAGUAACACAAUAGCUAACACAGUGUUUGUCAAAAGCUUUUAUCCCUCAUAAAUGGUGAUUUGGUGUGGGGAAAUUAGCUGAGGUACUACUGUCAUUUCACUGUCAAUCACUGGACCUUAACACCGGAUCUAGCUAGCCGCAACCGAAUGGAUGUCAAAUGGAUGUUGCUGUAGGCUAAUCACCACUGCCCCUGUAGCACCAGUUAGCCUUGAGCUAGCCCCGGCUAUCUACCUCUCUGUCUACCGGACGGGAGUAGCCAGCUAACCAGCUAACUAGCUACUUGCUAUUAGCCACCGUUAGCGGCUUUUUCUCCAUUGUCCGUGGCCUGCACAACCUACCAGCCAGCUCUAGCCUGGACUAUUAUCGGCCAGUCUGCACAGCGAGUUAUCGACCCAGAACCUAUCGGAUUUUCUGCCGGAAUCACUGAAUCACUGGACCUUUAACACUGGAUAAUCGCAACUAGCUAGCUGCAACCAAAUGAACGUUGUUGUUGGCUAAUCAGCCUUGAGCUAGCCUUGAGUCAAGCACAUCUCCCGGCUAUCUACCUCUCUGUCGACCGGACGGGACCUCCUAGAGUUGACACAGAGCCCUGCCGAUCCAUCACGACUGGUCUGCCGACGUAAUCGUCUGUGGUUUCAACAGGCUUCCCGUUGCGACGACCAUGAAGAUCCAUCUGCUAGCCCCGGCCCGCUAGCACACGCAAACUACAACCGUGCUUCCUGCUCGCUGUGCUGAAGCACCAAUUUGAACUGCUCUCGGACUCACAUAUUGCUGUUCACUGGACCUUAUGAUCACUCAGCUGCACAGCUGAUGCCUGCUGGACUGUUCCUUUACAUGGUACCCUGUCCUGUUUAUUCUGUUUAGCCUCAGCCCAAACUUUAUCGCCAUUACCAGUUGUUGUCUUAGCUCUCUCUAAUAACACCUGUGAUUGCUUUAUGCCUCUCUCCCAUGCCUUGCCUAUUGCUGUUCCAGUUAGUUGUUAUUAUACAAUUUCACUGUAGAACCCCAAGUCCCUCUCAAACUGCCUGAAAUAGUUUUUGUUCCACCCCCCAUACACGCGGAGACCGGCUCAAUCGGUGCCUCCAGUGAUGCUAUCUCUUUCAUUGUUACCCAACGCUUAGGUUUACCUCCACUGUACUCAUAUCCUUCCAUAUCCUUGUCUGUACAUAAUGCCCUGAAUCUUUUCUACAACGCCCGGAAAUCUGCCCCCUUUAUUCUCUGUACCCAACGCACUACAAGACCAGUUCUUAAAGCCUUUAGCCGUGUCCUUAUUCUAGUCCUCCUCUGUUCCUCUGGUGAUGUAGAGGCUAACCCAGGCCCUGCAGCCCCCAGUAUCACUCCUACUCCCCAGGAGCUAUCAUUUGUUGACUUCUGCAACCGUAAAAGCCUUGGUUUUCUGCACGUUAUCAUCAGAAGUGUCCUUCCUAAGUUUGAGUUAUUCACUGCGUUAGCACACUCUGCCAACCCUGAUGUUCUAGCAGUCUGAAUCCUGGCUUAGGAAGGCCACCAAAAAUUCUGAAAUGUCCAUCCCCAACUACAACAUCUUCCGUCUAGAUAGAACUGCCAAAGGGGGUGGAGUUGCAAUCUACUGUAGAGAGCCUGCAGAGCUCUAUCAUACUAUCCAGGUCUGUGCCCAAACAGUUUGAGCUUCUACUUCUAAAAAUCCACCUUUCCAGAAAUGUCUCUCACUGUUGCUGCUUGCUACAGACCCCCCUCAGCCCCCAGCUGUGCCCUGGACACCAUAUGUGAAUUGUUUGCCCCCCAUUUAUCCUCAGAGUUCGUACUGCUUGGUGACCUAUAUUGGGAUAUGCUUAACACCCCGGCCAUCCUACAAUCCAAAUUAUCAACGAACCUACCAGGUACAACCCUAAAUCCGUAAACAUGGGUACCCUCAUAGAUAUCAUCCUGACUAACUUACCCUCUAAAUACACCUCCGCUGUCUUCAACCAGGAUCUCAGCGAUCACUGCCUUAUUGCCUGCGUCUGUAACGGGUCCGCGGUCAAACGACCACCCCUCAUCACUGUCAAAUGCUCCCUAAAACACUUUAGCAAGCAGGCCUUCCUAAUUGACCUGGCCCAGGUAUCCUGGAUGGAUAUCGAUCUCAUUCCGUCAGUAGAGGAUGCCUGGUUGUUCUUUAAAAGUAAUUUCCUCUGAAUCUUAAAUAAACAUGCCCCAUUCAAAAAAUACAGAACUAAGAACAGAUAUAGCCCCUGGUUCUCCUCAGACUUGACUGCCCUUGAUCAGCACAAAAACAUCCUGUGGCGUACUGCAUUAGCAUCAAAUAGCCCCUGCGAUAUGCAACUUUUCAGGGAAGUUAGGAACCAAUAUACACAAGCAGUUAGGAAAGCAAAGGCUAACUUUUUCAAACAGAAAUGUGCAUCCUGUAGCACUAACUCCAAAAUGUUUUGGGACACUGUAAAGUCCAUGGAGAAUAAGAGCACCUCCUCCCAGCUGCCCACUGCACUGAGGCUAGGAAACACUAUCACCACCGAUAAAUCUACAAUAAUCAAGAAUUGUGGUCCUCUGUAGCUCAGCUGGUAGAGCACGGCGCUUGUAACGCCAAGGUAGUGGGUUCGAUCCCCGGGACCACCCAUACACAAAAAAAAAAAAAUGUAUGCACGCAUGACUGUAAGUCGCUUUGGAUAAAAGCGUCUGCUAAAUGGCAUAUUAUUAUUAUUAUUAUUAUAUUAUUAUUAUUAUAAGAAUUUCAACAAGCAUUUUGCUAAGGCUGGCCAUGCUUUCCACCUGGAUACCACUACCCCGGCCACCAGCUCUGCACCCUCCGCUGCAACUAGAGUUCAAUGUGUCAAAUCGGAGGGCCUGUUGUCUGGACCUAUGGCAGUCUCUAUGGGGGUGCCACAGGGUUCAAUUCUUGGGCCGACUCGUUUCUCCGUGUAUAUCAAUAAUGUUGCUCUUGCUGCUGGUGACUCUCAGAUCCACCUCUACGCAGACGACACCAUUUUGUAUACAUCUGGCCCUUCAUUGGACACUGUGUUAACAAACCUCCAAACGAGCUUCAAUGCCAUACAACACUCCUUCAGUAGCCUCCAACUGCUCUUAAACACUAGUAAAACUAAAUGCAUGCUCUUCAAUCGAACGCUGCUGGCACCCGCCCACCUGACUAGAAUCACUACUCUUGACGGGUCUGACCUAGAGUAUGUGGACAACUACAAAUACCUAGGUGUCUGGUUAGACUGUAAACUCUCCUUCCAGACUCACAUUAAGAAUCUCCAAUCCAAAGUUAAAUCUAGAAUCGGCUUCCUAUUUCGCAACAAAGCCUCCUUCACUCAUGCUGCCAAACAUGCCCUCGUAAAACUGACUAUCCUACCGAUCCUUGACUUCGGCGAAAUAUGAUGUAGUCUAUCACAGUGCCAUCCGUUUUGUCACCAAAGCCCCAUAUACUACCCACCACUGUGACCUGUACACUCUUGUUGGCUGGUCCUCACUACAUAUUCGUCGCAAAAUCCACUGGCUCCAGGCCAUCAAAUAAAUCACUGCUGGGCAAAUCCCCGCCUUAUCUUAGCUCAUUGGUCACCAUAGCAACACCCACCCGUAGUAUGCGCUCCAGCAGGUAUAUCUCACUGGUCAUCCCCAAAGCCAACACCUCCUUUGGCCGCCAUUCCUUCCAGUUCUCUGCAGCCAAUGACUGGAACGAAUUGCAAAAAUCUCUGAAGCUGGAGACUCACUUAUCUCCCUCACUAACUUUAAGCAUCAGUUGUCAGAGCACCUUACCGAUCACUGCACCUGUACACAGCCCAUCUGAAAUUAGCCCACCCAACUACCUCAUCCCCAUAUUGUUAUUUAUUUUGCUCAUUUGCACCCCAGUAUCUCUAUUUGCACGUAAUCUCUUGCACAUCUAUCAUUCCAGUGUUAAAACUAAUUGUAAUUAUUUUGCACUAUAGCCUAUUUAUUGCCUUACCUCCAUAACUUGCUACAUUUGCACACACUGUAUAUAUAUUUUCUGUUGAAUUUUUGACUUUAUGUUUUGUUUUACCCCAUAUGUAACUCUGUGUUGUUUUUAUCGCACUGCUUUGCUUUAUCUUGGCCAGGUCGCGGUUGUAAAUGAGAACGUGUUCUCAACUGGCUUACCUGGUUAAAUAAAGGAGAAAUAAAAUAAAAUAAAAAUGUGAAUUGACCCUUCGCUAAGCCCUGCCCCCCUUGGUUACUGUUGCAAGCUCAGACAACAUUUUCCCAGGAAGCCACAUUCCUUGUUGUAACCACUUGCGAAUUCCCCUUUUUUAAUACACAAUGAAAUUAAGCACUGACUACCCCUUGCUAUUCAGGAAACUCUGGGGUAUGUUGUGGUGGACUGUCAUUACAAUUGCUUCAAGGAAACCUGGUAAAAUUAUGUUUGUAGUGUAGCUAGCCACUGAAUGGCUCUGAAUGCACUGUGCAUGCAGUCAAAGCUACUAACCACUUUUGUAGCUAAUAAGUGCUCUGAAAUCGUUUGCUGAUGUCGACAGCAGAUUAGUUAUAUUCCUAAUAUAGCCAAUUUAGCUAGCUAACAUACAUUUUCAGAAAACAAGUUAUAUUAAGUGGCUAGCUAGCGUUAGCAACAUUUGGUAGUCAAUGAGACUGAAAGCUAGCUAACCAGUUGAGCUAACAAACAAUGUAACAAAAGUAUAAUUUUGGAUUCCAAAAAUAAGCCAACAGGUUCUGCAAUUCAGGAAUCACAGUGGCAAGUACCCCUGGUAUACUUUUCAAUUAUUUAGCCAUUUAAACAAUUACUUUUUUUACCCACUGCCCUCACUGGCUUUCAUGCGUUUCUAACGUGAGGUUGUCCGAGGUGUCAGACUCGACGACAGUUGCUAUCCAUUGGAGUGCUGCGAUUGGUUGCUCAAAAUUCCAGGGCCAGGCUUAGCAAAGGGUCAAUUGAGAGAUGUUAAAUUGCUUUUGAGUGCUUUUUUCCUCUCUCCUUUGUAGAAGUGGAAGCAGCUGUCUCGGCUGCAGCGCAGUCUCAUCCUCUUCCUGCUGGCUCUGCUGCUGAUAUGUGGAUUGCUCUCCUACCCCAGCUUCUCAGAGCAAUGGAGAGGUAGGCCUUCUUCCCCACACUCACUGGCUGUUAGUCUUUUGUAUUUGUAUGCUGCUUUUGAUGUUUCACAGCAGGCUCCUGUGCUGUGUAUUGAUGUCUGUAUUGUCAUUUGUGUGUGUGUGCACUCAGGCAUGUCAGACAGGGCGGUAAGGGAGGACUGGGAUGAAGACUGGGAAAGAGGCCUGAAACCCAUCCCUCCAGGGGUAAACCCUGUGGCUGGCCCAGCUGUAGGUCCGGCUGUGGGCCUGGCCGGUGGAGCGGUCGGCCCAGAGUUGGGUCCAGCUGUGGGUCCAGGACUCAUACCAGAGGUCAUUCCAGAACCCCAGAGACCAAAGGUCAUACCCAAACCCCCAGCCAAGGUCAGGACCAGUCUGGCUAUUGCACUAUACUUAACCACUUUGAUUGGUUUUAUGUUUAAUAAAACUUAACAACCAUUCAAGUGAUUCUGGGUCCAAGAAUAGACAGUGAAGGAACUGUUUUGGCUGUCCUUCAGCGCCUUUGUCAGAACUUGCUGUAAUCUAUUCUAAUUAACUGUGUUUACCUAUGUAGAAGAGACCAUUCCCCAACAAGAGAGGACCUCCAAGCCUGCAGAAGGAGGGGAACGUAUCAGAUUCACUGGUAAAACCAGCUGAGAAAGAGCCAGUGGAGAAAGAGCCAGUGGAGAAAGCUGAAGAGGAGGAGGGAGAGAAGCCUCUUGUCAGGUAAAACCCUAUUGUCAAGCGUAACCACAUUUGAUAUUGAAUUCAACUCUUUUGACCAAUAUGUAUCGUUCUGCGGUAAUACUGUUAUUGCUAUUUAUUUACAGCUCCAUGUCUUUUAGAACUUGUGUUAUAUGUGUUACAUACACGUAGCUGGCGAGGAGCCAUGAUCGAGGCGGACGAGGCUACAGAACCCCCACCCUCUGCCCAUGAGAAGGAUGGCGCUGUGCCUCCUGUGCCAGUCAACCCUGAGGACACAGCCCCACUGGCACCAGGUAAGUCUCUGCCACACGCACCAUCUCACAACCUCAACCAUACCGCACACCCACUCCAGAGCUUGACCAGUUGUGGUGUCUUUGGCUUCAGAAAUAUACAUGUUUUUGUGUGUGUGUGCUUGAGAGCAUGUGUUUACUGUGUGUAGUUUCAGUGAAGCCUGUGGACAGGCUUGAGACAGUGCGAGAGGCCUUUAGGCAUGCGUGGAAGGGCUAUAAGGAGUUUGCCUGGGGUCAUGAUGAGCUCAAGCCUGUGUCUAAGUCCUACGGGGAGUGGUUUGGCCUGGGCCUGACUCUCAUUGACGCUCUGGACACCAUGUGGAUCUUGGGACUGAAAGAAGGUAGCUAGGCCUAACACAAACACACACACCCCGCUCUCUCUUUACUAAUUGCUUCUCUCUAUUUGCUGCUGUGUAACAGAACCCAAGGCUGAAUUUCUCUCUGUCUCUCGCUCGCUUGCUUGCCUGCUUGCUUGCUCGCUCACAGAGUUUGAGGAGGCGAGGAAGUGGGUGGAGACUGAGUUGUCAUUCUCUAAGAAUGUGGACGUGAACCUGUUUGAGAGCACCAUCCGGAUCCUGGGAGGCCUGCUAAGCACCUACCACCUGACUGGCGAUGAGAUGUUCCUUGAGAAGGCUGUGAGUGACAUGGGAAGGAAGGCUAGGACAGAUUGGGUGACUAGAAUAUGGUCUCUACUUCUUUCUCUACCUCCAUCUCUUGUUUCAACCUUUCAAUCCCUCUAUUCACUGGUCCUUGUGUCUUCUGACUGACACACACCCUGAGUGUACACAUUAUUUUUUUUGGAGGGUAGAUCAGCUUAAUAUUGCAGAUAGAUUGUAACUUCCAUCAAUGUAAUUGUCUGCAUCACUUCCAAUCCCCCAUGUUUUUUAUAUAUAUAUAUAUUGAUGUAACUUGUUAAAUCCACUUCAAUCAGUGUAGAUGAAGGGAAGGAGACGGGUUUAAAAUUAAAAUAAAAAAUUAAAAUAUGAUUUUUAAGCCUUGAGACAUCGAUAGUGUAUGUGUGCCAUUCAGAUGGUGAAUGGGCAAGACAAAAUAUUUAGUUGAUUUUGAACGGGGUAUGGUAGAAGGUGCCAGGCGCACCAGUUUGAGUGUGUCAAGAACUGCAACGCUGGUGGGUUUUUCAGGCUCAACAGUUUCCCAUGUGUAUCAAGACUGGUCCACCACCCAAAGGACAUCCAGCCAACUUGACACAACUAUGGGACGCAUUGGAGUCAACAUGGGCCAGCAUCCCUGUGGAACGCUUUCGACACCUUGUAGAGUCCAUGCCUCAACGAAUUGAGACUGUUCUGAGGGCAAAAGGGGGUACAACUCAAUAUUAGGAAGAUGUUCCUAAUGUUUUGUAUACUCUGUGUACAUCAGAGCAGGAAAAAUGCUCUUCUCUUCCCACAUCGGAAUGCCAUAUGCAAAACAAACUAAAUUCAAUUUUUUUAUAAAAAUUUUUCUAAGCAAAUCACCCGCCUAAAUUCAAACAUGCACAUUCUCAACCAAUGUUCAAAUUCUUCUUUGUAAAUGAAUCACUGAAAACCUCAAAUUGUAUCUACAAACUUAGUACGUUUCAUUGCCUGAGGUUAUGAUAAAUCAAUGGAAAGCAUCUUGAUUCGGAGCCAAUUUUGGAAAAUAAUCAGAAUAAUUAAUGAGUCAGAAAAGUACUUAAUUCAAUUAGCUAAUUUACUAAUCAGUGCUAAUGAGGAUUGAUCCCUAUGUUCUCAUCUUUCCUUCCCUUGUGCUUGUAGAAAGACAUUGGCUUGAGGUUGAUGCCUGCGUUCAAAACCCCCUCCAAGAUCCCCUUCUCUGAUGUGAACAUUGGGAAGGGCACAGCCCACCCCCCUCGCUGGACGUCCGACAGCACUCUGGCCGAGGUCACCAGUGUCCAGCUGGAGUUCAGAGAGCUCAGCCGCCUCACCCAGGACCCGCAGUACCAGGUGAGGCCAGAGAGGGGAGCUCUAUGGAUCAUGUCAUGUGUGUUCUGGGUGUAGACUACUGCGGUUCAAAAGUUCAAGUCAACUAGGCAGACAUAUUGUGCGUUUGUAUUUUUUUACAGACGAUGAUCUCCGUUAUGCCAUUAUGUGUCAACGGAUGACUCCCAUUGAAAAGCCAUUGUCUCAAUAUGUAAUUUUUGGACACAAUCUUUGUCUGGACGCAUAGGUUGAAAUUUGAGGAGUUUAACUCAUUAUUGCAUAGGUUUGAAUUUGAGAAGGUUUUCCGUUGCAAAACGUUUUUCUACAGUGCGCUCUAAUGAAUAUGACCCAAGUCUUUAUCAACCUGCCUGUGCGUCCCUAGGAGGUGGUGAAUGAGGUGAUGAGGCUGGUUCAUAAGCUGCCAGGGAAGCAUGACGGCCUGGUGCCCAUGUUCAUCAACACCAACAGUGGCCAGUUCACCCACAAAGGAGUGUUCACCCUGGGGGCCCGGGCUGACAGCUACUAUGAGUACCUGCUCAAACAGUGGAUCCAGGGAGGCAAGACGGAACCAGAGUAAGCACAUUUCUAUCAAUUUUGCCUUUACGAUAAUAAUGAAUAAGAUGGCAUGGACACGGAGGACCUGAUCCUCGAUCAGCACACCUACUCGAGAUGCUUUAUGAAUACAGGCCCAGAUCACAUAUGAUUAGAUUAGAGUGCUUUGAGGAGACUUGUCUUGCAGGAUUACAGAUAAACAAAUAGAGAUUUAUGGGUGUGUUGUUCAGUCUGUUGGAGGACUACCUGGAGGCAAUAGAAGGGGUCAAGAAGCACCUGCUGAGAACCACAGGCCCCAGAAAGCUGACCUUCGUAGGGGAGCUCAACCACAAUCGCUUCAAUCCCAAGAUGGUGAGAGACUACACAACAUCCAUACCAAUACAUUUACAUUUUAGUCAUUAAGCAGACGCUCUUAUCCAGAGCAUACAUGUAUUUUUUAUUUUUUCAUACUGGCCCCCCGUGGGAAUCAAACCCACAACCCUGGCGUUGCAAGCGCCAUGCUCUACCAAUUGAGCUACAUUGUAUGUACUACUUUACAUGUUUACAGUAAAUACUCUCGCUCUAUUCCUCACUGUCUUCCCCCCUCUCUCUCGCUGUCUGUCUCUCUGCCCCCGUCCCUCUCUCUCUCUCUCAAUCUGCCCCCCUCUCUCUCAGGACCACCUGGUGUGUUUCCUGCCUGGCACUCUGGCGCUGGGUGCCCACAAUGGGCUGCCGGAGGAUCACAUGGAGCUGGCCCUGCAGCUGAUGGAGACGUGCCACCAGAUGUACGUCCAGAUGGAGACGGGCCUGAGCCCCGAGAUCGCCCACUUCAACCUGCAGCCCUACGACGGGCGAGACGUCAACGUCAAGGUGGGUUCUACAGGAAGAAUACUGAGAGCAUCCCAGAUGGCAUCGGGAAUAGGGAGCAACUUAGGACACAGACAAUAUGUGUCUGUGAGAUCUAGAUGUAUUUGGCUCCUACUGUACGUCUUUCAAUCCUUGUUUACUUUGAUGCGUAUCUUAUUUCUCUGUCUCGCACUAAUCCUUAUCUAGAGAUGUUGAGUAGCAGAGUGACAGGAGUCAAGUGUGGCUCUACGGUGUAAUAAAGCUGAAAACCUCUCAGAUAUUUGUUUUCUCCUCACUGCUGGAAUUAACACUCAACUUGCUUUCCAAAUACGGCUCGUCAGUUCUUAAGGUCAUUUAAUUAUGAUUUAGGAGGGACUGCUACAGCAUAUAAACAUCUCCAAUCAAAGCAUAGAAAGAUGUGUUCGAAUUCACUUUACUAUUGAUGUUUAUGGUUGAGUCUCAAAUGGCACCCUAUUCUCUAAAAGUAGUGCGCUAUAUAGGGAAUGGGGUGUAAUUCGGGAUGCACCCAAUGUGAGUUUGCAUGUCUUUUCUCCCCCAGCCUGCAGACAGACACAACCUCCUGAGACCGGAGACAGUGGAGAGUCUGUUCUACCUGUACAGGUUCACUAAGGACACCAAAUACAGAGACUGGGGCUGGGACAUUCUAGAGAGCUUCAACAAAUAUACCAGGGUGAGUCCAAUGUCUUACUGUACAUCAGAUAGCACAACGACUCCACCUUCACUGAUCUGUUAUGUCUGAUAACUCGCAAACAUUUAUUGAAUAGAUCAAAAGUUGUUUGGCAACGAUGUUACUACGGUGACUGUCUAAUGAACCCACUAACAGUCAAAUUAAUAUUUUAAAAAACUAUAACCCUGUGGUAAAUGUUGACGUUUUCUUCCUGGGCAAGUCUUAAUUACCCAAUUCUACACCUAGCUAAGGAGUUUUGUGGUUGAAGAAGCACUAUUUAUGAAGUUCGAAAUGUGCAUGAAAAUUAUAGCUAGAUAGCUUGUUUGUUAGCUGAGCCAAUCCCACUGGCUGCAUUAUGAAAUAAGCUACAUUCUGAGAACAGUCCCAUCAUUUCGUGGAGUAUGACUUUAUCAGGAAGCUGGCUACCUAGCUACCGUAAACAAGUUAAAACGUUUAUGUCUGUAAGCUGUGUGCUAACUACAACAAGUUUGAUCACCUGAUUGACUGGUGGUGUAUGGUUUCUGCCAGCUAGUGCAUCUGCCAUCUGUUUCAUACCGUGUCAAUGCGAGAACGCAGUCAUUUAAAAAACCCAGGUCCUACUUUCAUGCAGAUGCAGAGGAAUCUUUAUUAUAAGAAAAUUAGUUUCACGUGUUGCAUGACAGAUAGCACAUGGCAGCACAGUUGCAUUAGAAAGACGCCAUCUGUAGGAAGACAAUGGGGUGAGUUUACCUGAAUUUCUCAAUGAACAUUAUCAUCUUGAGCUUUAAUACCAAGCUGCCUUCUCAAGGGAUCCGGCUUGACUCACUGUGGUGUGGUGGUGGUGCACAGUCAAAGACAGACUUGUAAAUGGGGUUUCAUGUGGAGGAGUUUGGGUUUCCUGUGACACACUCACUGCUUCCCCUCAUGCUCUGCUUCCUCUCCAGGUGCCAAGUGGAGGCUACACCUCCAUCAGUAACGUGCGCGACCCCGUGAACCCGGGUCCUAGGGACAAGAUGGAGAGCUUCUUCCUGGGGGAGACACUCAAGUACUUCUACCUGCUGUUUUCAGACGACCUGGAGCUGCUCAGCCUGGACAAGUACGUGUUCAACACAGAGGCCCACCCACUACCCAUCUGGAAAUCGCCUCCUGUCUGA